AUCCCAAGAUUCUUGAACUGUAUGCCCCCACCUCUUCUUUUAUUUCAUCAACUUGAGCUCUCUACUGCUAUAUAAACCAAUCUCAUUGCUCAUUUCUUCUCAUCAAAAGCUAGCAUUGUUUCCUAUACCACCCUUAACCUUUCUCUUUUAGAAUCAUUUGCAUAUACUCUUUGUAUUUCAAUGGCCACUGCUCAGGUUGCAUCAGCAAACUCUGCCCUCCAUGAUGACACAACUAAGGCUUCAUUGAAGGAUCAUGAGGAGAAAACCACAGAACAAGUUGUUGAAACUCAAACACCAGAACCAGAACCUGUCUCUGAGAAAACCAAAGAAGAAGAUUCUGCAGUUACUGAGGCCUCAGAACCAGAACCCACAGAAGACAAUCCUUCAAUUGAAGCUGAGACAACAGAGGUGGUAGAAGAAGUUGUGACUGUGACAGUCACAGAUGAGCCAAAAGUUGAGGAGAAGACAGAUGGGGAAGCAAAAAAAGAAGCAACUGAGACAAAGGAAACCAAAGAAAGUGCUGAUCCUGUUGAAGUUCAGGCACCAGAAGCUGGAGAAGAACCUGAGACAGUGACUCUUAAAGAGGAUGCUUCGAAAGAAGAGGAGAAGGUAGCUGAGCCUGAAGCUAAGGAAGAGGUUGUUAAUACAGAAGCCCCGGAUGAGAAGAAAGAGGAGGAAAAGUUGGACACAGAAGGCUCAGAUGAGAAGAAAGAGGAGGAGGAAGUGAUCAAAGUGGCACCAGCUGAGAAGACUGAGUGAAGAAGAUGAAGGGAAAAUGUGCUGUUUAGAGGGUUACUUUUCAGUUGCAUGUCUUGUUGCUUUGCUCCAUGUCUUUUUCUUUGUUUAGUGGUCUAAUAAAAUAGCUGGUAGCUAAAAUGAGCGGUGACCUAUUUGAAAAUGUACCAAUGCAAAAGCUACUCAGUACUCAACCAAAUGGUAUGUAUGUGGGUCUCCAAGGUAGUAUGAAUGAAGUCUGUUAUGGUCCUUGUGAUUCUGCAGAAAUGCAGGAUAUGCUUUGUUUGUUCAAAUAAAUUCCUAGAUUUCCAGUUA
Molecule: messenger RNA, 1050 nt
Organism: Lotus japonicus
Lineage: Eukaryota; Viridiplantae; Streptophyta; Magnoliopsida; Fabales; Fabaceae
Exons: 2
Coding region: 181-759 (192 amino acids)
Source: RefSeq, a predicted model, not a curated record